AAACAGAAAAGCACACUGAAAAAUGAAAAGCAUGUAAAGAAAGAUGAUUCUGAAACACCACAUGUGAAAAACCUACCGAAGAAAGAGGCAAAAUCCUCUAAGGAGAAGCCUGAAAAAGAAAAAAGUCUGUCAGAAGACAAAUUGUCCACGAAACAUAAACAUAAAGGGGACAGUGUGCAUAGAACAGGUGACGACACUGAGCUUCACUCUUCUGAGAAAGGUUUCAAAGUAGAUGAAAGUGUUCAGAAGCAAAGUCAACAGACCAAACUCUCUUCAGAUGAUAAAGCUGAACGAAAAAGUAAACAUAGGAGUGAAAGGAAAUUAUCAGUUUUAGGCAAAGAUGGAAAGCCAGUUUCUGAGUAUAUUAUAAAAACAGAUGAGAAUGUUCGGAAAGAAAACAACAAAAAAGAAAGACACUUGUCAACCGAAAAAACGAAGGCAGAGCACAAAUCAAGAAGAUCAAGUGAUUCCAGAAUUCAGAAAGAUGCUCUGAGUUCCAAGCAACAUGGAAUCACAUUACAGAGAAGAAGUGAAAGUUACUCAGAGGAUAAGUGUGAUACGGACUCGACUAACUUAGAUAGUAAUUCCAAACCAGAAGAGGUUGUCCACAAGGAGAAGCGAAGAACAAAGAGCUUGUUAGAAGAGAAACCUGUGUUAAAGUCUAAGUCCAAAAGUCAAGGCAAACAGGUAAAAGUCGUUGAAACGGAAUUACAAGAAGGUGUCACAAAACAGACGGCCACUCCGAAACCAGAGAAGGACAAGAACACAGAAGAAAAUGACCCAGAUAGACAGCGAAAGGCUAAAGUGGAGGACAGAUCUUCCGAGGAGAGUGGUGUUGAACCCGUGUUGGAGAGCGCUGCUUCUUCAGCACACAACACGCAGAAGGACUCGAGUCACAGAGCUAAGCCGCCGUUAGCAAAGGAGAAAUACAAGGGUGACAAAGAUGCAGGCGCCUCCAGACUUGAGAGGAAGUUGUCAGAUGGGCACAAAAGCAGAAGCUUAAAGCAUAGCAGUAAGGACGGGAAGAAAAAGGAAGAGAAUAAAUCAGAUGAUGGUAAAGAAGUUGACAGUAAUCAUGACAAGGCCAGAGGGAAUAGUUCGGCCAUGGAAAGGAAGUUAAGUAGAAGGUUGUGUGAAAAUCGAAGAGGAAGCUUAUCCCAAGAAAUGACCAAAGGAGAAGAAAAACUCGCAGCCAACACUUUUGGCACUCCCAGCAGUUCCUCCCUUCAGAGACCAAAAAAAAGUGGCGAUGCCACAUUGAUCCCUGAACAAGAGCCAAUGGAAACUGAUUCUGAGCCUGCUGUUGAAAGUGUAUCUGAGGCAUUUAAAACCCAAGAGAGCAGCAGUAAUAGUUCUCAGCCAGACAUGGACUCUGAAAAUGUGAUGAAACAAAAAACUACAGCCACAGUUCCAAAGGAUGAAUUAAGAACUUCCACAAUAGACGCAAAAACAGCAGCU
This is a messenger RNA of Hipposideros armiger (great roundleaf bat), 1458 nucleotides long. RefSeq names its product biorientation of chromosomes in cell division protein 1-like 1. Lineage: Eukaryota; Metazoa; Chordata; Mammalia; Chiroptera; Hipposideridae. The annotation marks the transcript as partial. The record is from RefSeq and is a predicted model, not a curated record. The transcript has a single exon.